Molecule: messenger RNA, 3090 nt
Organism: Ciona intestinalis (vase tunicate)
Lineage: Eukaryota; Metazoa; Chordata; Ascidiacea; Phlebobranchia; Cionidae
Source: RefSeq, a predicted model, not a curated record
UUUGCAUUAGUGCAUGUUUUUCAAACUAAAGUAUAAGCGCACCUCGUUUCCUAAUGGAACAGCAUGCUCAAGAAAGCUACAGAUUGGCAGCUCCGUCAAAGUUUGCUUUUCCGUUUGAGCCCUAUUCCAUUCAAGUUGAUUUUAUGAAAUCACUUUACCACGCGAUUGAAGACAAAAAGAUUGGAAUUUUUGAAAGCCCGACAGGUACUGGAAAAUCUUUAUCUCUCAUCUGUGGUUCGCUUACUUGGUUGAAAGACCAUGAAGAAAGAGAAGAAAAAAGAUGUCAAGAAAUCACCAAUAAACUUACAACCGAAAAGUCCAAAGAAACUUGUGACUUUGACUGGAUUCAAGAGUAUGCUGAAAAGAAGAGUAAAAGUAAAGAGCAACAAGCUGCAUCAGACGAAAUGGAACGAAGAAAAAAACGAAAAUUAAAACUGAAGAAAAUUAGAAGCAUGAAGGUGUCAGAGGAAAAAGCGGAAAUAAAAGCAAACCCAUAUCGAAAAAAACGAAAAGCUGGUUGUGAUGAAACAGUGAGGCUUAUGAAGCAGGCAAAAAUGGAUAUUGAAAACUUUGAUAAAAAUGGAACAACAGGCGGAACAUCCGAAGAUGAAUUGACUGUGGAUGACUUAUCGCUUGCUCUCGAUGAUUACAACAGUGAUGAGGAUCGGGAAGUUCCGGAUGCGGGAGAAGAAGAGGAAGAUCAUCUUACAAGGAUUUUCUUCUGCAGUCGAACUCAUUCUCAGCUGUCUCAGUUCGUGAAGGAAUUACAGAAGUCACCAUUUGGUAACAAUGUCCAUUGUGAUGCAGAUGAAGGGGAUUUUCAAAUCACAAUGGCAAGUCUGGGGUCAAGGAAUAAUCUAUGUAUAAAUGAUUCUGUCAGAAAACUGAAAUCUGUUAACCUGAUGAAUGAAAGAUGUUUAGAAAUGCAGAAAAACUCUAAACCAAAGUCCAAGAAAGAAGAUGACCAAGAUAAACCAAAGCGACAGAAAAAAGUGAGCAAGUCAACUUGUUGUUAUUACACCAACCACGAUGGUAUUGCGCAACUCACCAACACAAUUGUUGGGAAAAUUCAUGACAUUGAGGAAGUAAUUAAAGAGGGGAAGUCCCUCGAAGCAUGUCCUUACUAUGCAUCCAGACAUGCAGUAACAUUAUCACAAUUAGUUGUCCUACCUUACCAAACCCUGCUACACAAAGCUACACGCCAAGCUUCUGGAAUUAAACUGAAGGACUCUGUUGUUAUAAUAGAUGAAGCUCAUAACUUGGUUGAAGCACUUAACUCAAUGCACAGUUGCUUGGUAACUGCUAAACAACUAAGCAAGGCUUAUGGACAGUUAAGUCGAUAUGCCAAAAAGUUUAACAGCCGUUUAAAAGCCAGAAACUUGUUUUACGUAAAACAACUCUUGUAUGUUUUGAAUAACAUGAUGGUGCUACUAAAGGGAAUGAGUUUAGAAAGUGGUAAGUUACAAAAAGAUUCAAAGGAAAAUCGUCAAAAAAGUUCACAACUGUUGACAGUUAAUGACUUUUUAUUUAAAAGUAAAAUAGACAACAUCAAUUUCUUCAAGUUGCUGCGUUAUUGUGAAAGAAGCAAAAUAUCAAGAAAACUCGGUGGAUUUGUGGAAAAGUUUGAAACUGACGGUAUUGUGCCGAUUAUUACCAAGAAAGAAUCAUCCAUGACAACUUUCUUAAAAGAUAUUAAAAAUCCAGUUGUACCCAGCGUCCCCAGCUCUAAACCAAAUGAAAAUGUUUCGAUGUCAUCUCCACUCAUGCAUAUCGAGUCUUUAUUCGCUGCUCUGUCAUCCGCAAACCAAGAUGGCCGUGUUGUGAUGACUCAUGAUGACUCAGGACCGGCAGUAAAAUAUCUGUUGCUUAAUCCGGCGUCACAUUUUCAACAAAUUUUAGAAGAGUGCAGAGCGCUUAUAGUUGCUGGUGGUACUAUGCAACCGUCGUCAUGCUUGAUUGACCAACUACUUGCAAAAACGGAAAGCGAAAAACAUCGGUCACGCAUCGUUGAGUUUUCGUGCGGUCAUGUUAUUGAUGGGAAACGUCAACUGCUUCCUCUAGCUCUCUCUAGUGGUCCUUCAGGGGUCGAGUUUGAAUUUACGUUCCAAAAACGGAGCAAUUUUAAAUUGAUUGAUGAAACCGGUCGUCUUCUGUUAAACAUCAGCAACAUAAUACCUGGAGGUGUGGUUUGUUUCUUUCCAUCUUACGAUUACGAACGAUUUGUUGUUCAACGUUGGCAGGAUGCCGGUAUCUUAUCAAGGCUGGAAAUGAAGAAAAAGAUAUUCCGGGAACCAAAGAAAGCAAAUGAAGUUGACAAAUUACUUACUGAAUACACAAGAUGUGUCAAGAAUGUGGGUCCUGGGAAACAAAAUGGAGGAUUAUUAUUAAGUGUGGUUGGAGGAAAGAUGAGUGAAGGGAUUAACUUCUCAGAUGAUCUUGGAAGAUGUGUUGUGAUGGUUGGACUCCCGUAUCCAAACUCACAAUCUCCGGAGCUGAGGGAAAAGAUGAAUUAUCUGGAUCGAAACAUGAAAUGUCAUACGGAUGGUAGAACUGCUGGGCAAGUUCAUUAUGAAAAUCUUUGCAUGAAAGCAGUGAAUCAGUCAAUUGGUCGUGCCAUACGUCACAGAAAUGACUAUGCAUCCAUAAUUCUAUUGGAUAAGAGGUACAGUAGACCUUCAGUGGCUAACAAGCUACCUAAAUGGAUUUCAAACCAUCUUUCCAGCCAUGAGAAAUUUGGAAGUGCUUUUGCUUCAAUCAAACAGUUUUUCCACAACAAAAAGACGAAAUCCUGAGUUUGGCUCAUUGUUGAAAAAUAAAAAAAGCACAACUUUAGAAAAUGCCGAAAUUAUUCGAAACUGUGCAAUUUAUUUAACACUAUGUGGUUGGUCUGGCACUAGUAUAUUGGCUAAGGACCCAACAUAUUUCUUCAGUGCAUCAUCUUUUGUUUUUGAAACUUCCACCAAGGCUUUCUUGUAAGCUUCUUCAGCCUCUGCUGGUUUACCUUCACAAUGAAAAAAAAUACUUGUUUUUUUUUAAUGUAUUUUUGACUUUUGUAGCUAGAAAUAAAAUAUGUAUACUUGCUAUUGCACA